Messenger RNA from Fimicolochytrium jonesii, 2088 nucleotides. RefSeq names its product Phytochelatin synthase-domain-containing protein. Bases 246 to 1955 code for a protein of 569 amino acids. Gene Ontology annotation, molecular function: metal ion binding; glutathione gamma-glutamylcysteinyltransferase activity. The transcript has a single exon. Gene Ontology annotation, biological process: response to metal ion; cellular detoxification of cadmium ion; phytochelatin biosynthetic process. The record is from RefSeq and is a predicted model, not a curated record. NCBI's taxonomy places the organism in Eukaryota, Fungi, Chytridiomycota, Chytridiomycetes, Spizellomycetales, Powellomycetaceae.
CCCGGCGAACAGCAGAACCCAAACCGCACCCACCCCAUUCCGACAACCGGCAUCUGUUCCGUCACGAGCUAUCCAUAUCUAUUCCGGAGGACAGAAAGCCCUACUUAUUCAGAGGAAGACACCAGAAACCUUCCCAUAUUCGAAGUCAUAUCGCCGCCCAUAUACAGUUUGAACAGCGACACAUCCUACGAACUUCCCCAAACUCGGUCCUUUUGAAUAUCGAAAGAGUCUACUACCAAUCGACAAUGUUCUCCCGGAGGGCGCUUUCCGUUGACCCGACAUGCCGCCGACUGGUCGCUAGAACGACCGACUCUCCAGCCGCAAACUCCGCACACAGGCGGCGGAAAUUGCCGACGACGUCUUCCUCCUCCUUUCGAGUCGUUUGCACAUCCAGUUGCGCACGCCAGCUGACAACGACGACGCCCAAGAAGGCAUCUCAUGCCCCACAUCCCGCCCACAAUGCAGCGCCAUUCUGUUCUUCACUUCCGUACUCCCACGUCAACACUUUCACACCACCAUCUCCGCCAACUUCCAACACGACAUCGACUCCUCAGCAACGGCUACCACGGCCAAAAGGAUAUCAGUCUCCAUCGCCAGCGGUCUCGAAAGCAAACUCACCAGCCGAGGACGUCCUGUCCAAAACAUUCUACAGACGCGAACUACCUUCGAAUCUCCACUCAUUCACAUCGGACGCCGGCCGCAAGCUCUUCAAAGAGUGCUUACAAACGGGAAACGCUGAGAUCUAUUUCAGUCUGAGCGGAAACUUCACCAUGCAAUCCGAGCCUGCCUAUUGCGGGCUAGGUUCCUUGGCGAUGGUCUUGAACGCGCUAGCUGUGGACCCAGGGCGGAGGUGGAAAGGUGUAUGGCGGUGGUACUCCGACGACAUGCUGGAAUGCUGUGCGCCGAGAGAGCAGAUCCGGGAGAAGGGGAUGACUUUCCGGGAGUUCGCCUGCCUUGCCAGGUGCAAUGGCCUGCGGGUCGUCGCGAAACGCGCAGAUCAGGUCACCCGAGAAGAGUUUCUCGAGGAUUUGAAGCAAGUCACCGCGAGCGAGGAUACGCAUAUGGUCGUUUCUUUCUCGCGGGGCAAGCUCAACCAGACUGGUGACGGCCACUUCAGUCCAAUCGGCGCAUUCCACCCUGAGAAGAAUCAAGCUCUGAUUCUGGAUACGGCGCGCUUCAAGUACCCAUCGUACUUCUGCGAUGCGAACUUGCUGUACGAUGCCAUGCAUCCCAUCGACAAGGAGACGGGGCUUCCACGCGGUUACUUCAUCUUAUCGAAAGGACAGGCAAAGCCACUAUCGCUUUGCAAGAUAUCUUCGGAGAAGUACGACUGGCCGGCCUUGACGAAGCUCUUUACCAACGGCAUUCCGCAGACACUAUCGCUAAUCAAGGACGCUGGAGGUGACGCCGAUUCCCUGGCGGCCGUCUUCCGCCACAUCCUGAGCAGCUUACCCGACGUCAAACUCAUCUCGCUGCGUCAACCAGGAGUCGACUUGGCCGGGCCCACUUCCUCCCCAUCCUCUAACGCUCCCUCAAAUAGGGAAGCGACGAACUGCGGCCCCUCCCGCGACCUCGCCAGCAUGCAUGAAUCCGAAAUCCGCCGUCUCCUGCAAGAAGCCAUCCUCAACCCCCUCUUUCCACACGUCCGCGCGGCUUUCGAAUCCUCACCCACCCUGCACUCCGCCUACCUCACACCCACACCCACCGACCCCACCGCACCCGAAAAGACGCUGGCUCUCGCUACCAUCUUCCUCCUCGCUGCUCCACGCGAGCUGUACGCGACCAUCUCCCCUGACUUGUUCAGACAGUUAGCGGUCGCCCGCGAUCGGACGAAUCUUACACCGUUGUUAAGGGGGGAAGUGGAGCGGAUAUCGGAGCAGUUGGAGCUUAUGUUGAAUAGUUUUUGUAAAUGUGGGAAGAGGGUGCAGGCCUGUGGGCGGGCGAGUGCGUUGUAAGCUGGAUUGGGUGGCUGCGGCGAUCUUCGUUUUGUACCAUACAUAUUUCCCUGUCACGGACCUUUUUGUUCAAGAUGAUGAUAAUAGAUACCUUUGCUUUCGCUCUUGAAGAGAGUGCACUGCAUGCUCGCAG